Messenger RNA from Arabidopsis thaliana (thale cress), 303 nucleotides. RefSeq names its product Cysteine-rich protein. Lineage: Eukaryota; Viridiplantae; Streptophyta; Magnoliopsida; Brassicales; Brassicaceae. The record is from RefSeq and is marked reviewed. Gene Ontology annotation, cellular component: extracellular region. Bases 46 to 267 code for a protein of 73 amino acids. The transcript is spliced from 2 exons.
GACUCUUUCAAUUCACUUUUUACAAGAGAGAAUUAACAGAAAAAAAUGAGAUUCACUUCUAUGAUUUUUGUUCUUGUAGUGAUACUGAUAAACUCAUUGUUUAACUUUAACGUUUUGGCUUCAUCCGUGAUCGAAACAACAAAAAAUGAUGUGUGCUCUACUCCAUGUACACGGAGGUAUGGAACUUAUGAAUGUUGGCAUGACUGCUUGCACGAGAGGUAUAACGAUGGAGGCUGUGUUGAUGGACGAUGUUGUUGCAAAAAGUGAUAGAAAUCAAUGAAUGGUCUCGUUUGAACGGUGGAA